Molecule: messenger RNA, 4475 nt
Organism: Aedes albopictus (Asian tiger mosquito)
Lineage: Eukaryota; Metazoa; Arthropoda; Insecta; Diptera; Culicidae
Gene: Tis11
Product: protein TIS11
Molecular function (GO): metal ion binding; mRNA binding
Source: RefSeq, a predicted model, not a curated record
AAUCAAACAAAUUCCAGGAGCACCGCGCAAAUGACAAUAUCGACCAACAGCAGCAGCUCAAACUCCAGCAGUUCAGCCUCCAGCUCCAGUAAUAGCAGCAGUAGCAGUCCACUGAUUGGUAGCACCGGCCAUCUCGCUGCCAGCAGUCAAAUCCUUCUUCAGCAAAACAUUAGUGUGGCUGUGGCACAUCAGCAACAACAACAGCAGCAUCAUCAGCAACAGUCUCACCACCAGCACCACCAACACCACCACCAUCAGAAUCAGCACCAUCAGCAGAAUCACCACAGUCAGCACCAUCCCCAUCAGCAGCAGCAGCAGCAUCAGCAGCACCAUAAUCACCAACAGCACCAGCCACAGCAGCAGGCCAAUGCCCGGCAGUUGCUGCUGCACAAUGCGCUCACCCGAACGACGUCCCACCCGGUGGGAUCGUCGGUUUCCUCAGCCACGGCCGCCGCCACGGUGGAAUCGCUGAUGGAACUGUUGCGAAUGUCCACGGCGGCCAAUGCUGCCACGCUGGUGCAGUCGAAUGCUGGUGCUAGGUCCGUGGUCGGUAGCAACAACAAUGUGGCUGCUGCGGCUGCCGUGGCCGCGCUAGUGAACUCGUCCGCCGGUGGUGGAGGGGUGACCGGUAGUGGUGCUGGUGGUGGCGGUGGCGGAGGUCACCGAAAGUUGGAACGCACGCAGUCGGAACCGCUGCCGCAGCAGGUCAAUACCUCGAGAUAUAAAACCGAGCUGUGCCGACCGUUCGAAGAAGCGGGUGAGUGUAAGUAUGGUGACAAGUGCCAGUUUGCGCACGGCAUGCAGGAACUGCGCAAUCUUCAGCGUCAUCCAAAGUAUAAGACCGAGCUGUGCCGCACGUUCCACAGUGUCGGGUUCUGUCCGUACGGACCGCGGUGCCACUUUGUCCACAAUGCGGAAGAGGCCCGGAACCAUAACCGUUCGGUGGCCGCCUAUCAUGCUGCCCAGGCUGCUGCGGCCGCUGCUGCUGCUGCCGGAAAUUCCAACAACGGUCAAAGUCAUCAACAGUCUUCCAAUGUUGCGGUGGCUGCUGCGGCCGCCCUGCAACAAGCUCAACUUCAGCAGACGGCUGCGGCGCUGCUCCAACAGCAUAAGCAACACCAACAACAGCAACAGCAGCAGCAUCAACUGCCCCUUAGUCCGGCCCUGUCGAUGUCCACCGGUUCGGACCGUGCAUCCCCGAUUGGAUCGCUCUCGCUUUCGCCGACGACCUCGAUGGCCAGCUUCUUCCCGGAACAGGGCAGCCCAACAUUCCCACCUCAGUCGUCGUCUUGCGGUCAGGGUCAGGGCGUAGCCGCUGGCCAGGGUGCCUUCAACUUCCCGGCCUCGCCACCGGCCAGUCCCAUCGAUGGCGGCCACUCGCCAUUGACCUCCACUCCUCCGCCGCCUUCCCCGUCGCUGGUGAUGUCCUCGUCUUGUCCUCCCGUCGGCAAGAACGUUGUCGGUGCCGAUUCCGUAGAAGCCCGGCUACCGGUGUUCAAUCGCCUCAGCUCCGCCGUGGAUGCUUUUAACAAUAUGAUGAUCUAGGAGGCGCUGAUUGAGCACAUCAAGGACGAGAGCGAGAGGGCGAGAAGCGGUUGCUUGGAUGUGCGUGCGUGUGCCUUGCGUUGUGCGUUGUGAUAUAUUUUUUAUGAGUUUUGCUUUAUACACCUGCAUAUAUUAGAGUAUCCGGUAAAAUGGCGAUUUGUUUUGCGUGAGGGGACAGACGUGGCGUGUGUGUGGGUGGGAGGAUUGGUUUGUGGUUGUUCUAUUUUCUGUACGCACGCGCACACACACAUUCGUUUUUGUUUCUGCAGGAUAGCGGAGAGCUGAUUGGAUCUGCUGCAAUAGCAAAGUCACGCAAAAGCACAGCACACGCAUACACUUGGACAAAUAUGCAUAUAUUAUUUACAUGUAUAACACUUUUUUAUAUAUUACAUUUAAAACUAUUGUUUAGGGAGGGGAAAAGAAAGCACAGCGCCUUCUAGAGGGCUGGUGGUUCUUUUCUGGAGUUAUUAUUAUUAUUUCUACGGGAAAGUUUCAAUCUAUUUAUUCAAAACGGGCACGAAACACACUCAAACAAAAACGAACGAAUAUUUAUUUCCACGUAAAACAAAGAAGCACAAACACUCUCAAUUGUAAUAAUGCAAAACGGCACAAGCAACUUUGAGGGGAAGAUUUAACACAAGUUGGAGAACAAUGCGCGGAAUUGUAACACCCGAGAAUACACUUAUUUAAUUAUUUAUUUUUAUAAUUAUAAAAUUUUAUUUAAAAAAUCCCUAUUACAAAAAAAUGAGAGAAGAAGCAAACACACACUCACACACCCACGCAUAGAUGCACGGAUCAAACACAAACGUACAACGCAAGUGCGAUAUGUUUUCGUUUUGUUUUAUUGCUCGAAAAAAUUGGACUAAAAAAUUUUCACAACAAAAAAAAACCUUGGCAAUAAUUUUGCUCAAGUGUAGAUUUUUCCUAUCCGUGUAUUAUUUUUUUCUCUCGGUUAAGGUGUGUUUGUGUGUACCUGUGUUGUAGUGGAAUCAACCUACCUACCUAACUAUUAGAUGAAAAGCACAAAACAAUUACUAAAGUAGAGCAGCCCUCGUUUAGCUACUUUUUUUUGAUAUGUAUAUUUUGGCUAGGUUCGAAAAUGAUCGGCGAUAAGAAGAGAAAAAGUAAAGCGAAGAGAGCUUCCAGUGAGAGGAUUAAUGGGAACAAAACCACAACAAAAAAACAGGACGAAUUUCGAUUUCACACAAGUAAGCUGAAACAGAUUUUGUUUGCUUUCUCUUUUCUGAGACUUGAUUCGAGCAACGACGUAAAUUCUGCCCUCGUGUGUUUCACAGAUUGAUUAUUAAUUUAAUUUAAUUAUUAUAUUAUCAUGCUGUAUCUUUAUUAUUUUUAAUUUAUUUUAUUUAUUUCUACCUAAUAUGCUUUACUUUCUUAUUUUAAUGUCGCGAAAGGAAAAGAAAAGCACGAUUUGUAAUGAAAAAGAAGAACGAAGCAGCGGAUUAUUUUUUUGUGCAACGAAUUGGAAAGACUCCCCUUAUGAUUUUUGCACGAGCAUUUCGUUCGGUGUAGCAACAGUGGUGCACGAAACACACUGAAAAUGUUGAUUUUGCCCUUCAUUUCGACCUUAAUUUCAACAAAGAAAUCUCGAGCAACAUUUGAAAAGGGCGAAUGGUCUUCACUAGUUUCAGUUUUCUUGCAAAUUUCACACGUAAUUAUCGAAUACGUUCGCGAUUUACGAAAGAAGUUGAAGUUUGCAAUGGCCGUUCCGCCCGUUUCACAUGUUGGUCUAGAAUCGUUAUGGCAGUUCCGUAAUUGAAUUUCAAAUAGCUGCUACGUGAAAAAUUCUCUGAAUUUAAAAUGAACCAGUUGUCGUAAACUGAUGGAUUAUGGGCCCAGUUCUCGUGCCCACUGUUGCUCCGUUUGUUUUUCCCGGCUUAGGUCGCCUAACCUUGUACAAUUUCACUGAUAGCAACUCAGUCAGUCAGUCGCCUUUGGUCACCACCAGAUAGUGCCUUAUAUCUCUAUGUUAGUAGUUUACGCAGCGCACCGGGCGCCUGUGCAACACAAGCACGCGCCCGCUGAAAGCGCCAAUUAAGUCAUGUACAGGAAGUCCUAAUAUUUUCUUCUCUUCUUAAUAAGAAUUAGAAAACGUAAAUCGCAACCAGGUCUUUGUAAAUUUGAACGAAACUCAAACCUUUCUAACUUCUUCUACACUCUUAGUAAGCGCGAAUACAAAGAUAGAAAUGUGACACGCCCACAAAAUGGAACUCCUACAAGCUCUAGCACGUAAGAAAUAUCAUUCGUUUUUUCCUAGAAAAAAACUUCCAACGAUGCUUCCAAGCAGAAUUAAAGAUUAUAUCAAACGAUUCUUCAAGAAAAAAAAACUAUAAUUGGAAAAAGAGAGAGUAGCCCACCCGCUCGCGCCCCCUUCGACUUCGCUCGCCGCGCCACGGCGUAGAACUGGCAACCAGGAAGCAGUGUUGCGUGAACGUUUCAGUCUCAUUGUGAUCAUAGUAUGUAAUGAACUAUUAUUUUUUUCUGUGUUUUUAAAUACGUGUUUGUUUUGAUAAGCCUACUGCCAUCUGUGUUACUAGGAGGGAAGAGAGAAGGAGAGGGAGAAGCGAACGAUAAUAAAAAGACAAAGAAGUCGGCGAAUAAGAAUGGCGAAGGCGGUGGGGGCCGUUGCGAGUUACGGUGCGCUCUUGGAUACUUGCUUUAAUUUCCCUUGUGAGGUUAGAUUGUAAGACAGCGUGUAGACAGACGCAGACGGGCGAACAGAACAGCUGAACAGCUAAGAGAGAGAAUAUAUUUGUAUAAAGGAAAAACCGAGGAGAAAACACUCAACACAAAUCUUCCAUUAGGGUUAGGAUAAACAACAUAGAAACUGAUUUGAAGUGAAAAUUAUGAAGACAGAGAUGAUUAUUGUAGCUUUGGGUAUGAUGAUGAUAAACCGAAAUGUUUGCGUGCAA